AGAGAUCUUGUUACAUCAUAAAAAGUCUGGCUGCGUGUAAUUUGAGCUGAAGAAAGUGAAAGAGGAGGGACAAAGGGAAAUAUAAAGAAACACAAGGAAGUCGGAGAACCAGCUGUACGUUGGAACUGCGUCUGCAUGUCUGGUUUGUGUCCAUUCCAGUCUGUACAUGUAAAAGGGUUCGGGACUGGAGCGCAGCUCGCACAGCAAGCAGCUGGUUUGCUUCGGUUGCAGGUUGGGAAAUACUGCAUUGCUCUCGCGAUACAACUCACUGUCUAAGUUCAAAGGUUACUGAGGUUCAGUACAUGCCGUACCGGGCGAGGUUUGGCAGAAAGAUGGAGUGCGUCUCUUUACCACCACUGUCCAAUUUUGCCAUCUGUGGUGGCACCCAUGGGAAUGAGUUGACAGGCGUGUACAUCUUGAGAGAAAUGCAGAAACACAACGUGGAAAAGGUUGGAUCUGUCUCUAUAACCACUGUCCUGUCAAACCCACGAGCUGUGGACGCUUGCAGGAGAUACACGGACAGAGAUCUCAACCGCUGUUUCACAGACGACCUCCUGAGUUCCCCGAUCACAGAAUCCACGCCCUACGAGUUGAGGCGAGCCCAGGAGCUGAAUGCCCACCUCGGCCCCAAAGGAAGCGAAGAGGCCGUGGAUCUGCUAUGCGAUAUGCACAACACCACCUCCAACAUGGGCCUGUGCAUCAUAUUUAACUCUGCAGACUGGCUCAUCCUGCACAUUUGCAAAUACUUACAGAGCAAGAUAACGUCUAUGCCUGUGAGAGCACUCCAGAUGGAUUUACCCCUCUCUGAAGCCUUUUCCGUAGAUUCACUGGGAAAACACGGCUUCUCAUUUGAAAUCGGUCCUCAACCUCAUGGUGUGCUCAGAGCUGAUGUCUUCAACACGAUGAAGGAAGCAGUGGAUCUCACAAUAGAAUGGCUUCAGCAAUUCAACUCUGGAAGAACUUUUGAAGGUGGCGAAGUAGAAGCAUAUACCAGGUGGAAGACCGUCCACUACCCGAGAGAUCCUACGACCGAUGAGAUCACUGCUGCUAUACACCCCCAGCUGCAGGAUAACGACUUCAAGCUUCUCCAACCUGGCGAUCCCAUUUUCCUGUCAUUGUCCGGGGAGACGGUGAAGCACGAGGGAGACGCACUCUACCCCGUCUUUGUCAACGAAUGUGCCUACUAUGAGCAGAAGAUAGCUUACCAUUUAACACAAAAGAGCACUCUGACCUUACCGUCCAUAAAUGUGAAGAAGGACUGAGAGCAAAGCAACAGAGCGAGACCAAUAAUAUACUGUAGAGAUUUUAAAUUAUAAAUUGAUUUCUUCUGUGCACAUUCAAGAAUGAAUACACAACAUUUAGGUUUUAGUAUUCUACACAAUAACUUGAUUAUGUGAUGCAAUGCAGUGAAGCAGCGCUGCAAUAUGUGAAGGCUUAAAAUUAAUGGCUUGUGUAACACAAGAGUUUGCUGUUGAUGUACAUUACUGAAGGAUAUUGCACAGAUUACAAUUUUCCAUCCGCGAAUAUUGAAUUGUACGAACUAUUCUAAGGACAUAGAUUUAUAAUUAUCAUUAUUUUUCAUUGUGGCAACAAUGUCAAAUCAACCUGUUGAUUAAAAUUGAAACAUGGAUCACUUUAAA
This is a messenger RNA of Scophthalmus maximus (turbot), 1640 nucleotides long. Its product is annotated as N-acyl-aromatic-L-amino acid amidohydrolase (carboxylate-forming) B. The record is from RefSeq and is a predicted model, not a curated record. The transcript is spliced from 7 exons. NCBI's taxonomy places the organism in Eukaryota, Metazoa, Chordata, Actinopteri, Pleuronectiformes, Scophthalmidae. Bases 303 to 1262 code for a protein of 319 amino acids. Gene Ontology annotation, molecular function: hydrolase activity, acting on ester bonds; aminoacylase activity.